GCGAGAAUUUAGAAAUUUUCUCUCUCUGUGUUUUAAGUGAGUCUUCAAAAUGGAAUCCGGCCUGGAUCUCAUGGCAUUUAGUACCAGAUAUACCCGAGAGACGAAACGUGCAGAUAUUCGGGAGUCAGCUCAUUGGAGUCGAACUCUCAUAUCAAUCGCCGUUACAUUUGUGGCGAUGGCGACAAUUUCAUUCCUUCUCCGACUUUGGAGCCGACAAAAGACAAAAUGGAAGCUGGCCCUUGAGGAUGUCUUGAUGGGCGUGGGUUUAGUUUUCUCGUAUCUGCUCAGUGCAUGCGUUAUCAUUGCCGCCUGCAAUGGCGUAGGCUAUAACAUCUGGGCAUUACCACGACAAACUCAGGGACGAGUUGGACUUGUAUUCUGGCUUGGCCAAAAGUUUUGGGUUCUAUCCCAUGUCUUCGUCAAACUAUCAAUCAUAUUACUGAUACGUCGACUGUUGUAUAUUGCUGGAAAUUGGCAGAAGGUGACUUCUGGUCUAAUACUUUUCACAAUAGCAUGGGGCAUCACAACUAUUGUUGGUAACGCCUUGCAAUGCUUGCCCCCUCGCUAUUUCUGGGAGAGAAAUAUCGACGGCCAUUGCCCAGAUAACCAAGAGGCUUUUGCGAUUACAAUGGGCUCCAUGGCCCUAGCAGAGGAUGUAUUUCUUCUGGUCAUACCCAUAAUGGUGGUGUGGCAGUUGAAAUUGGUGCGUACAGAGAAGAUUCGAAUCACAAUCCUGUUCAUGUUUGGAGGCGUAGUUUGCAUCUUCGGUAUCCUGCGCGUCAUCGAGUUAAUUCACUAUCAGGCGGAAAAUUUGACGGCCAGCGGUGCUUUCGAGGUUACUUGGGCGGUUAUUGAGAUCAACCUAGGUAUCGUGUGUGGGUGUGUGGUCUUGAUGAGGCCGUUAUUACACUCCUUUGUUACCUUUCUCAAACGAUAUUUGAGUCGUGGUAAGGAGCCUUUGAAUUCAGAUUGUUGAAAAUCUGGAAUAAAUUGUCUCCCUACGGAGGAAGGAAUAUGCCUGAUGGCAGCCUGAAGGGUGCACAGAUCGAAAUAAGAGAGGAGUAACACAUCAAGCUCCUAGCAUCAAGACGCGCAACUUGGGAAUGGGAAUUGCUUUUAAAGCAAUGGAAGUGGCUUUCCUGCAUACAUAGAUAUCCCAGUCAGCUCUGUUGGUCCGUAGUAUCGAUUAUUCUCCGCUCGUAGUGACGCUUCGUUCACAUAAAUUCCUGAUUGAUGCACGCUUUUGACACAACGAAACUGCGAAGGCCAGUUGCCGCCGUACAGCGAG
Messenger RNA from Penicillium brasilianum, 1288 nucleotides. The record is from the annotation of a GenBank genome assembly. Lineage: Eukaryota; Fungi; Ascomycota; Eurotiomycetes; Eurotiales; Aspergillaceae.